Molecule: messenger RNA, 5313 nt
Organism: Bipolaris victoriae FI3
Lineage: Eukaryota; Fungi; Ascomycota; Dothideomycetes; Pleosporales; Pleosporaceae
Product: glycosyltransferase family 2 protein
Exons: 3
Coding region: 1-5313 (1770 amino acids)
Cellular component (GO): myosin complex; cell septum; cell periphery
Molecular function (GO): chitin synthase activity; ATP binding; cytoskeletal motor activity
Source: RefSeq, a predicted model, not a curated record
AUGAGCUUCGUCAACAACUCCCGCAUGUCCGUCUACUCGACGGCCUCGACUUCCGCGCCGCGUGGUGGAGCCCAGCCCACGCAGACUUCCACCACCACGCUGCUCAACACCCUUAACUCGGCAUACAAGAAUGGCCGCUCAUACAACCUUGAGGCCAGCACCAGCCUCGUCGUCAACACCUGGGUCAAUGCCAAGAGCAUCAUUGACAACCGUAUUGGCGGCACCGUCGACCUCGAGCUGGGCCGCAAGGCGUGGGAACACGCUCGCAGGAGAGCAGAAGACGGGUGCAUAGUUCUGGCUUCGCUCCAUGAAUCAAGCCCCUCGCUAUUUUCUCCCUUCGUGUCUAGUCUGCCGCUCUCGCUUCCCUCCAACUUUUACAUCGCCCUUGAGGCUCUCAAGGCAUUCACCCACUGUGUCACCCCCCAAAAUCCUUCCGCGCCCCGAUACUCUGCAUUGGCCUCCAUCUUCACUAUUAAUCUUGCUGGUACUGUUGUCGGUGCCGAGAUCAAGCUGUCCACAUCCGGCCUUGAUGUCCAACAGGGCCUACUCCAGAUUCCCUCGCAAGCCGGUUUCCGUGCGUUUGACGUCUUUUACUACCUCAACUCCAGCUCUGCAUCGAGACAGGAGAAGGAAUAUCUCGACAUCCAGUCCCUCGACAAAUACGCCCUUCUCCGCCGCUCCGGCACCUACGAACCCCCUUCUUACCUCCCCGAUGCCGACGAUGCCGCCGCCGCCGAGGAUUUCCGCGCCAACCUCAAGGCUAUUGGCAUCAAGGGUCAGAAGAUGACCAGCCUCAUCAGCUGCCUGACUGGUCUGCUCAAGCUUGGCAAUACCUUGGACUACUUCAUGGAUGAGGAGUCUCUUGCAGCCGUGUGCGAAGAUGUCGAGACUCUCAUGGAUCUGCCCGAGGGCACCCUUCGCCAGAAACUCGCCUCCAACGAGCGCGAAGUUGUCAUCGGUGGUCUCUACGAGGCUAUUGUGGACUUUGUCAUUGUCCACGCCAAUGCCUCCAUCAAGAGCGAAAUCCAACGCGCCAAGAAUGGUUACGCUAUGGAUGACAGCGAUGGCAGUGGUAUCAUGACACCUGGUGGAUCCGAGGACGGAGACAUUGUCAACAUCACUGUUGUCGAUAUUCCCAGCCGUGAGCUUGGUAAGGCGGUCGCACUUCGUACCGUCUUCGACGAUAGCGAAGGCAUCAAUGCCGAGAUGCGCGAAGACGGCGUACCCGUACCCCCAGUCGCUAACGCGGUGCUUGAGAGCAUGAGGGAGGCCAUGCAAGUCUGCGGUGCCGACCUGGGUAUCAAUGGCGCAGCUCUGCGCGAGAAAGAGGGCGACUUGGAGAGGCGCGAGACUGUCCUAGACAAACUCGGUCUCGAGAUUCCAGACCAAGACAACUUCGUGAAGAAACUGCUAUACCCCGUGCCCAACGGCGGUAUCGUUCUCGGCAAGCACGGCCGCUUCGAUCUGGCCAUGACUGUGGCUAGCAGCAGAGUCUGGUUUCAGCUCGCACUUCACCCCUCCGACAGCAUCCCUACAUCCUUGAACCAGGAUCUGAACUCCACAUGGCAAGCGGGUGUCAUCUCCCGCCAACUACGUGAGUGGCGUCUCCCAGAAUGGGCCAACCGACGCAACCGCAACCUUGACUUCACUGCUGAUUUUGAUCACCACGAGUUCCAUGACCGAUAUGCUCCUCUUGGUUGCAUGGACGGCCAGGAAGGUAUUCAAAAUUGGGUUCUACAGCGUGGCUGGAGCAACGGCGAAGUUGUGGUUGGAAAGGAGCGUGUAUGGGUCAGAGAAGGCGUAUGGUGGGAAGCAGAGUCACAACUCGACCUCAAGACCCAAGAAUUUGGUGCUUCUGGCAUCAUGGGAGGCAUGGUUGGUGCUGGUGCUAUGGACAGCGCAUACAACAAUCAGCUCCCACCCACUGCGAGCACCUUCUUCCCGCCUCUUCCCGACGCGCGAUCGGCCACUCCUCAAAAUCCGUUCCAGAGCACGACUAGUCUUCACGCGGGCGUUGCUGCGGAUGCCAAAUCUCUUGCUCCCACCGCCCUUACAGUUCCAACUACUGGACCUGGUGAUUACGGUCUUGGUAUGAAAGGCGAUGAAAACAAGGGUGUCUCUUACUUUGAUCUCGAGAAUUCCGGCAAUGGUGUCGUCACUCAGACCAGUUUGACCACUUCCCGAAGAAUAUGGGUUGCAUUCGUCUGGGCAGUCACAUUUUGGGUCCCUUCACCACUGCUCAAAUGGGUUGGGCGAAUGAAGCGACCUGAUGUUCGCAUGGCAUGGCGAGAAAAGCUCGUUCUGGUUAUACUCAUUAUGCUGCUCAACGCGACCAUUGUCUUCUACAUUGUCGCUUUUGGUAAACUCCUGUGUCCCAAUAAAGACAAGGUAUGGAACACGAAAGAAGUGGCCGCUCACCAGGGCGCAAAGGAUUACUUUGUCAGCCACCACGGUACUGUCUACGAUUUGACCUCUUUCUGGAAGAAGCAGCACAGUGACUCCAACACGGAGACCACCAACGAGCGCAUGAUGGAAAUGGCCGGAGCCGACAUGGACCCCUACAUCAUCCCCCCGCUAUAUCUUGCCUGCCCCAAUCUCAUCCAGGAUACCCCCCAGAACCGUGUCUUGCAGUUGAAGCUCAACACCUCCAUCUCAGAGAGCCUCAACUCUCUGGCUGUGCACACUUCCGGCUCGCAAACCAACAUGCCUGACAGCAAGGCUUUGAAACAAGAAGACUGGUACCCCAAAGUGUUCCUCCCGGCUAUCAAACAAUACCGCAAGGGAGAACUUGUCUGGAAAAUUGACGACAUCAAAAAUCAAGGCCAAGACAACAACCGCAUGUGGUUCAGGCUCAAGGAAAAGGUUUACGAUUUGACAAACUACUUCGUUACAAUCGACUAUAUGCAAGACCUUCCCCAGUACAACUUCCUCGACCCCAAACUAGUGGACAUGGUUAAGAACAACGCCGGUGGCGAGCUUUCGGAGGACUUUUCGAACAAACUCAACGACACUUCACAAGCCUUCAAUCUUCAAUGCCUGGACAAUCUCUUCUACGUUGGUAGGACGGAUUUCCGUAAGGAUGCCAAGUGUGUGGUCAACGAUUACAUCCUUCUCGCCUUUACCAUUAUGCUCUGUUCAGUCAUUGUCAUCAAGUUCUUGGCUGCUCUCCAAUUGGGUUCCCGAAAGCGCCCGGCCAACCAGGACAAAUUUGUCAUUUGCCAAGUUCCAGCAUAUACCGAAGGCGAGGACUCUAUCCGAAAGAGUGUCGACUCUCUCACUGCUCUCGCAUACGACAACAAGCGCAAACUCAUCUGUGUCAUUUGUGACGGAAUGAUUGUCGGAGGUGGUAACGAUCGCCCUACCCCCAAGAUUGUGCUCGACAUUCUUGGUGUUGAUCCCAAGGUCGACCCGCCAGCGCUUCCCUUCUGGUCUGUUGGUGAAGGAAGCCAGCAGCUCAACUACGGCAAGGUCUACUCCGGUCUCUACGAAUUUGAAGGCAACGUUGUUCCGUACAUUGUGGUCGUCAAGAUGGGCAAGGAGUCUGAACAAUCCAAGUCCAAGCCUGGUAACCGUGGAAAGCGUGAUUCUCAGAUCUUGCUCAUGAGCUUCCUCAACCGUGUCCACCACCGAUCUGCUAUGAACCCUCUCGAGCUUGAAAUGUUCCACCAAAUCAACAACAUUAUCGGUGUGGACCCUGAGCUGUACGAGUAUCUGCUCAUGAUUGAUGCCGAUACCCUAGUCAAGCCUGAUUCUCUCAACCGUCUUGUGGCAGCCUGUACCCACGACUCCAAGAUUGCCGGUAUCUGUGGUGAGACGAGCUUGGAAAAUGAGGACAGAUCCUGGUGGACUAUGAUCCAAGUUUACGAGUACUACAUUUCGCAUCAUCUGUCAAAGGCUUUCGAAAGUUUGUUUGGCAGUGUUACCUGUUUGCCUGGUUGUUUCACUAUGUACCGUCUCCGUACUGCCGACAAGGGCAAGCCUCUGCUUAUCUCGGACAAGAUCAUCAAGGACUAUGCCGACUGCGUUGUUGACACACUGCACAAGAAGAACCUGCUCUCACUUGGUGAGGAUCGUUAUCUGACCACCUUGAUGACCAAGUACUUCCCUCACAUGUCGUACAAGUUUAUUCCCGACGCCUACGCUCUCACUGCUGCUCCUGAUACCUGGAGCAUUUUGCUUUCUCAGAGACGUCGAUGGAUCAACUCCACCAUUCACAACUUGGCUGAACUUGUCUUCUUGAAGGAUCUCUGCGGUUUCUGUUGUUUCUCCAUGCGAUUCGUCGUCUUUGUCGAUCUUUUCGGUACUCUCAUCCUGCCAUCUAUUUGCGCAUACUUGGUCUACCUAGUCUACAUGGUCUCUUCCGGCACAGGACAAUUUCCCUUGCUGUCCAUUAUCAUGUUGGCUGCCGUGUACGGUCUGCAGGCACUCAUCUUCAUCAUCAAGCGACAGUGGCAACACGUUGGAUGGAUGAUCAUCUACAUCAUGGCGUUCCCCAUUUACUCACUGGCGCUUCCCAUGUAUUCGUUCUGGAAGCAGGACGAUUUCUCGUGGGGUAACACUCGUGUCGUUAUUGGUGAACAAGGAACCAAGCAAGUCCUCACGACUGACGAAGAGGGUUUUGAUCCAAAGGCCAUUCCCAUGAUGCGAUGGGACGAGUACGCUGAACGCAACGACCUCCCUGGUCGCCGUGGUCUCCCCGGUAUGGGUACUGAGAAGGGCGGCUUCAACGCACACGAGGACGAGGCUUACGAGAUGAACGACAUGCAAUCCGUCUACUCGUCAGUCAAACCAGCAUCGACCGUCCUGUCCAACAUGCAUCACAUCUCGCACAUGCCACCUCAGUCUCCCGGUCCCUAUCAGGGCAUGCAGGGACGCCAGUCGACAUACUCGCACAUGACGCGGUACCAAGACAACCCACAAGACGGCCGUCUCAUGUCCAUGGGCAACAUGAGCGACCACUACCGCAACAACACGGCGUCUCCCUAUGGCCAACGCCAGAGCAUGGCCGGCUUCCAGAGCUCGGACAACCUCAUGGCGUCUACACCACCGAUUCGCGGACGAAGCCCUCUUAGCUAUGGUGCCAGCCAGUCACGCCCAGGCAGCACUACCAACUUCCAGACCAUGAUGAACGGACCUAGUGAUGGUCAGAUCAUCGAGACUGUACAGGCGUGUCUCAAGGACGCGGAUCUGGACCGGGUAACGCGCAAGCAGAUCAUCGCGCUUGCUGAGCAGAGGCUGCAAGUGCAGCUGACGGGCGAGCGCAAGAUUUUCCUUGCCCAGGCUAUUGAUCACGAGCUUGCCAACAUGGCUUAA